UUGGAGAUAUUUAAUUGGAAUCUAUUCAAUAAAUGCAAGAGUGAGUUCAUAAAUCGCUAAAUUAUAUAUGAUUAAAGUAUAGGAGUAUAAGCGUAUCCUUGAUAUGGAACCAUAAAUCAAAUCAUAACCAUAGGAAAGUGAUAAUAUGGAUAACCUCGAAGUAAUUCCAAAGUAUUAAUUGCAUCACUAUAUGAUUCGGUGAAUGCUUCAUAAGUUUAGAAAUAAGAAAUUUAAUAUCAAAAGAAAAUAAGAAAAGGUAUAACUUACUUCAUUCCUUUCCAUAAUCUUAGGGGACAGAAAUUAUUAAAAACUCUCAUAUUGA
Messenger RNA from Paramecium sonneborni, 322 nucleotides. The record is from the annotation of a GenBank genome assembly. NCBI's taxonomy places the organism in Eukaryota, Ciliophora, Oligohymenophorea, Peniculida, Parameciidae.